AUGGGUGCCCGAUUACGCCUAACCUUUCAGAUACGUGCGUGCAUCCUCCUGGUUCUUGCCACCAGCGCAUUCGCUGGAUACACCGGUUACGGCGUGGGUUAUGGCCUCGGCUACGGUCUUAGCUAUGCCGGAUACGCACCAGCUGUGCACACUGUCGCCCACACUGCCCCAGCCGUCACCACCGUUGCCCACGCUCCAGUCGUCUCUUACGCUGCUGCUCCAGUUGUUGCCGCUGCUCCAGCUGUGACCAAGGUCGCCACCGUGGCUCACGCUCCAGUGGCCACCUACGCUGCUGCCCCAGUCACAACCUACGCCACUGCUCCCGCUGUGACCAAGGUUGCUACCACCUACCAUGCCCCAGCUGUCGCCACCGUGGCUCACGCUCCAGUCACAACGUACGCUGCGACCCCAGUAGCCACCUACGCUGCUGCUCCAGUUGUUGCUGCUGCUCCAGCUGUGACCAAGGUCGCCACCGUGGCUCACGCUCCAGUGGCUACCUACGCUGCUGCCCCAGUCGCUACCUACGCCGCUGCUCCCGCCGUGACCAAGGUUGCUACAACCUACCACGCUCCAGCUGUCGCCACCGUGGCUCACGCUCCAGUCGCCACAGCUGUUGCCGCUCCAGUCGCCACCUACGCGACUGCUCCAGCUGUCGCUGCCUACCACGCCACUCCAGUCUACAGCUACGGAGUCGGCGCCCACGGCUACGGCGCUGGCCACUACGCCUACGGUAGCGGUCUUCUCAGCUAUGGCCUGAACUAUAGCUAUGGUCUCGGCUCUCCCUUCCACUACGGUGCCCUUCUCCGCAAGAAGAAGUAAACGGUCCACCUGUAACUUACCUGAAGAAAACGAAGAAACGUUGUAGGCCUGCGCGAAAAUAUUGCGUGUAAUUGAACAAUCGACGCAAUAGAAAAUUAAAAUUGAUCUGGAGAAGCCCUGAA
Molecule: messenger RNA, 941 nt
Organism: Rhipicephalus microplus (southern cattle tick)
Lineage: Eukaryota; Metazoa; Arthropoda; Arachnida; Ixodida; Ixodidae
Source: RefSeq, a predicted model, not a curated record